AUGGAGCUUGUACUUGCAAUUUCAGACGGUCGUCCUCCAAAUGCGAAUCGUCAACCACUCUUAGACGGAUAUUUUGCGCAGAGCACAGUCGGGACUGCUGUUCAGUAUCUUGUGCUCACAGAUCCAAACUGUGUUCUUCCUGAUUUUCCAUGCGUGCCAUGGGACGACGCUAUUCUGAUCACUCCACAGAAUAGCGUUCAAACCUACUGGGAUGAAGCGGCAUCUACUAAACAUGGUCGUUCGUCUGGGAAUAUUAAAUACUUAUUUUGUGCGGAAGAUUAUGUCCAUCACAGACAGCUGUCAACAGUCAAACGAUUCGCAGUGGCUUCAUUAUCUUUUGAUGACACGGAUAGACUCUUGACACAACUGACAGUCUCCCUUCUAAUGAAAGCUAUGGUGACGAAGAAUAUUUAUACCUGUGCAGGCGUGGCGAAUGGAUCAAGAGGAACGAUUGCCGGAAUCAUGUUAGACAAAAGGGAGACAUGGUUUGAGGCAACCACGAACCAAGGUAGCAUUUCUCUUAUGUUUCCUCCUGCUGUAUCUGUCAUGCCUGAUAUACAAAGAUUAUCCAGAGGCUUAGUUACCAUGUUUCCAGAUCCAGGUUCCUUCACCAUCCGCACUUCUACCUGUGCAGAGGUGCAAUGGCAUCAAUUCACCUUAACUCCAGCAUAUGCUUUCACCAAUUUGAAAUCCCAAGGUCAGGCAAUAGAACGAGUUAUGGUUGACCUUGGGUCAUCACAGUAA
Molecule: messenger RNA, 744 nt
Organism: Suillus subalutaceus
Lineage: Eukaryota; Fungi; Basidiomycota; Agaricomycetes; Boletales; Suillaceae
Exons: 1
Coding region: 1-744 (247 amino acids)
Source: RefSeq, a predicted model, not a curated record